Messenger RNA from Arabidopsis arenosa, 435 nucleotides. The record is from the annotation of a GenBank genome assembly. Lineage: Eukaryota; Viridiplantae; Streptophyta; Magnoliopsida; Brassicales; Brassicaceae.
UUAGACUCACCGAUUUGAUGGAGAAGUGGAGGAAGUGUAAGAAAGGACACUUUGCUGUGUACACCAGAGAAGGCAGGAGGUUUGUUUUGCCGUUGGAUUAUCUCAAACAUCCAAUCUUUCAGGUCUUAUUGGAGAUGGCAGAGGAAGAGUUUGGUUCCACCAUUUGUGGCCCUUUACAGGUUCCUUGCGAUGGAGGUUUGAUGGAUCACAUCCUCAUGUUGUUGAGAAACAGGAAUUUGUCUGACCAUGAUGAUGAUGGUGGUGAUGAUGGUGUGAAGAAGAUGAACCAGGAUGUGUCCCCCAUGAGCACGUCGUGCAAGGGAGCUUCCUCGGUUUCAUAUUUCUUCCCUCUCUUUCGUUGCAACGCAGCUCAUGAUCAGAGCAAGCUCCAGUCUCUAGUUUUUUAACAGUUUAUCCGUUGUGGAGAGUUCUUUU